Suillus fuscotomentosus is the source of this 1662-nucleotide messenger RNA. RefSeq lists its product as uncharacterized. Gene Ontology annotation, molecular function: zinc ion binding; nucleic acid binding. The record is from RefSeq and is a predicted model, not a curated record. Bases 1 to 1662 code for a protein of 553 amino acids. The transcript is spliced from 5 exons. Lineage: Eukaryota; Fungi; Basidiomycota; Agaricomycetes; Boletales; Suillaceae.
AUGAUGAACUCCAUCGACAAUGACUCUAUCAAAAUAGCACUGAAGGACUCAGACUACGGAUCAGUCCUCAAAAUGACGGAAAACAGCGCAUUCAAUGAAGCUGCUAUCCUGACCCCCGCGUACUCCCAAGCGAUCGACGAAAUCCUUGGUGAUCAAGACGCCAGAACUGCAGCAUGUACAUCCCUCACCGUCUGCAUUAUACGAACCACGAAGCUGCUGGAAGAUGUAGCCAAUCGUGUUGACCUUGAUGAAGCAACUCGGAAACUUGCUAUACUUCAUCUGCAACGGCGGAUCAGAAACUUCGCACUUCACUUACUCCCCCUCGACUUCUCCGAUAUCACCGACCUAGCGAUAAAGAAAGUUGAAGUGAAGCCACUUGUAGAAGAACCCCGCCUGGUACGCCCACUAAGAAGAAAGGCGGCUACCAUAGAUCGAACCCGCACCACACUCUGCAAGCGCUGCGGAGGAUAUGGACAUAAGUUCAGAAAAUGUCCAGAUUAUGUUUGUUGCAUCUGCGAUGAACUCGGACCCGACCAUUUGUCUAUCCACUGCCCACGACUCGAAGGACGCAUUGUACUCCAAGAGUUUAGUGAUGAAGAGAAGUUUUUUGAAGCUCUCUUAGAUUGGGAGCAGAACCACAAGGCACUCGUGGAUCUAGAACUUCGGCAUCCCACCGAACUUUCCCCUGCCCCUGAACCUCCCUCAGUACCUUCCGUCUCCACGUCAGCAAUUCCCGCACUACCUACCGCUACGAUGGAAGAAGAUGAAUUCAUCAAGAACCAUCGAGAGGUAUUCAAAAUCCCAGCUGGGUUAAUCAACGACGUGGAGCUUUUGGCACAGCUUUCGAAAAUUGUCAGUGAAUUGCUCUCUUCCAUUCGCGGCAAUCUCAAGACGAAGUUGGUCGCAUUGCUCGUUAAGCGAAUGAGUAUCAUGGACAUGGCUAAAUCACUCGCUCACAGUAUAAUUGAGGUUGACGCUGCUCAUUGGAAUAGAUAUGCAUUUUUACGGCGCUGUUUGCGCAUCUUCCUUAUUGGGGUCGGCGACUACAGAGCUAUUCCUCUCAAGGAGCUUUACUCGAGCUCACUUAUUCCUUCUCUUCAUAGAGACCUCCGCGUCAAAAUCUCAGAGGGACUUGAUUGUGACAUAGAUAUGGAGGUAAGCGAGAAUGAUGAGCAGCAUGCAGAUAAUGCCGAAGGCAAUGUGGACCAUUCAGAUGAACACUGCGAAGGAGAUCUCGGAGCGACUAAUGAUCACGGCAAUAACCUUGGAGAGGAAGAGCGCACCAUGGACAGUGGAGAGUCAUAUGGGCUUCUUGAGAUUAGGGACGGGGAGGGGGAGGAGGAGGAGGAGGAGGAGGAGGAGGAGGAAACCAGCGAGCAAGAACUUGAGGUUGACGAUGGCGGCUCUGGAUUUACCAAAGGAAAGAACAGCAAGGGUCCGAAAUUCACGUCAUCAAAAUUCUGGAACUUCAUUGAUUGCUCACUUCAAGCCAUCCGCAGAGCUGCAAAGGAGGAGACAGGCUCGGAUCCCAACAACAUACUCGUUGAAUACUUCCAAAUGGACCUUGCUGAAUUUCCUGGUAGCAUGAUUGUUCCGAAGCUCCUCACCACUACCAGUCCUCAAUGGCAGACAACUAUUCAGAACUCGCUGCUUUGGAGCUGA